Penicillium robsamsonii is the source of this 1917-nucleotide messenger RNA. RefSeq lists its product as uncharacterized. The transcript is spliced from 3 exons. Gene Ontology annotation, cellular component: plasma membrane. Lineage: Eukaryota; Fungi; Ascomycota; Eurotiomycetes; Eurotiales; Aspergillaceae. Bases 1 to 1917 code for a protein of 638 amino acids. The record is from RefSeq and is a predicted model, not a curated record. Gene Ontology annotation, molecular function: potassium ion transmembrane transporter activity. Gene Ontology annotation, biological process: potassium ion transmembrane transport.
AUGCUGUGCUGUGGAGACCGUGAGAAGGGGGAUGUAGCUAUCGAGGAGAAAUGGGACUACGUGAACUUGGACGACUUUAAAUCCGAGUCUUGUUGGACCGGCUUCUCAUAUUUCUUCCUAUGGGUGUUUCUGUUUAUCUCGAUUGCAGUCUACGGCGUCGAUACAUUUACUGCAGUCAACUUGCUGGCUUUCUCUCGAUGGUCUGGUAGAGUUGAACCCGCCAUUCCCUUCAAUAUCUCCCGCUGGAUCUUCGCCGCCUGUAUCAUUGCUUCGUUCGUUCUUUUGGCCUAUCGAUGGAUACAUGCCAUCCGAGCCAUCCGCUCGGGUAGUAUUACCCGCAGCUUUCUGGACCCGCUGGCUGUGCGUAUUCAGAGUAUUCGCUUCGGCAAGCGGGGUCGUGGAUACAGGAGAUUCCUCGUCUUCGCCGAAUUAACGAAAGACAGGAAAGCAGCAGAAUAUGUUGCUCUUUAUGCAUACUUCUCUUUCCAAUUCUGGAUGAACACGAUCUUUGCAGAUGGUCCGCGUCAAGUUCUCAAUGGCAUCACUCUCUAUUCGGUCAUGCAGAUGGACCUCCUCCCUGGAGGUAAGAAUGCAGCUCACGACGAUGGAACUUCUGGAGCCAGUCAAUUCUUCAACAACAUUAAGAUUCUAGCCGAGGAAAACAACCUUCAAGCUGUGGUCUUGUUUGGUAUGCUUUUCACUCUAGUCAUUUGGGUUCUAUCAGUCCUCAAGUUGAUAUCGGCGAUUGUACUCUAUUUGAUCUUCCUCUUCCACCAUAUCCCAGCGGAAGACGGUACUCUGUCGAGGUACUGCCGGCGGAAGGUUGGCCAACGGCUGAAGCGCAUCGUGCACCGCAAAAAUACCAAGGCCCUGGCAAAGGGACUCAAAUUACAGAACCGAGCACCCACUCAGCCGAUGCUGGCAACAGAUUCGAACCCGACUCUGCCGUCUCUCGCCGGGGAUAAGACCCCCACAGUGGCUGUGUUGUCACGAAGUACCACCCAGACCACUUUGCCACCCUACUCGCGAUCGACUUCUUCGACAGCACCGGCGCACAACCCAACACUGCCGAAUCUGGACUUUGAUGCCAAACCAACACUGGCUCGAACUGGAACUUCAUCUUCAGCAUUGUCCGAGUCUUCUUCACUAACGGGCAAUGCGGCUGGAAUGGGAUACACCCCUCUUGGUCGCCAGAACCCGACGCUGCCACCGGUACCUCCCUUGCCGGCUAACGUUCCAUCAAGGAUGGCCACUCCUCAGUCUCGAGCGAGCCCUGCGCCAUAUGGCAAUGAUGGUCGUCAUAGCCCCGGUCCUGGAUAUCGCAAUCUGACCGAUAGUUCUGAUUCUCGGCCAUAUCAGGGUCACACCCCGGCGCCCGAUUAUACUUCGGCUGACAUGGACGCUUCCGAUGAUCACGAAUAUUUCAACAGUAACCGUGCACCUGCUCACUACGACCCCUACGGUCCUCCGAGAGCUGCAUACAGUGGAGAGGACGGAUACGGACCUAGAUACGGGCCCCCCGGUGGCCAAAGAGACGCGCCUCGUGCACAACAAGAUUACUACCAACAGGAUCCAUAUUCAACACGAUCCUACACGCCCGCCAGCACUGGUGGGACACCUGCUCCCUAUCGGACCAACACCCCGGCAAGCUACCGCCCUACACCUCCCCCACAAGCAGCCGCAAUGGUACAGCCUCCACCAAGGACGUUCACCCCAAUGAGUUCAGCAACUCCCCCUCCUCAAAAUGGUGGCUAUGCAGCUUUCAACCCAUCAAUGCGUCAUCAAACACCUCAGCCUCGCUCCCAGGCUCCUCCCGGCCCGUCCGGCUAUACUCGAGCAAACACAGCUUCCCCCUCGGUCAUGCAUCGCGCUCCACCAGGGCAUACAUUCAAUCGCUCAAAUACCCACCAAUACUGA